AACAGAGAAUAUAAACAGAGACGCAACGCGACGAGAGUACACAAACAUUGGCGUCUCUGACCAUCGACCAUGGACAAAUCCACAGUGUGGGCUCCUUCUUUAUGGCUGGACAUAUUUGAUGAGUUGGUGUAUGAUGACAAUGAGCUGGACAAUGAAGACCAGUGGACUCUCAACUUCAACUACAGCCAGACAGACAAACUCACUGCAAAGGAACGGAAGGAUGGUUGGAAAAUCACCUGUCAACAUGUCAAUGGAAGAUUCCAAUGCGACUCCUGCUACAGGACCUGGUCCUCAGUAAAGGUGGUGGUGGUGUUCCGCUACCGGUUGCGAGGGAGCCGAGGGACAGUGAUCAUGCGGCCUUUCCGUCAAAUGUGUCGCCAGUGCGACAGCAAUCGCUUUAAUCUCCCUGGUUUCUCAGACAAUGCUGUUGAAGAGAGUUUGUUAAGGCUGUUUUCCAAAAUCUGGAAAAAUUGCUAUGGGGUUGAAGAAGAUAGUGAUGAUAAUUCAGAAAAUAACUCUAACAAAUACACAACCAAACCACAUGAGGCAUCACUGUGUGAAGCCUGCAGUCAGGGCAUCUGCAAGCAGGUCGAGGAGUGUGUUUGAGAGUUUUUCUUUCUUUUCUGUUCUUUUCUUUCUUAUUUCUUCCUUAUUUCUUUCAUUUUCAUUCAUUUUAAUGUUGUCAUAUAUGUUCUGGGAAACAUUUUUUGUACACAGUUCAAAGAUCUUUAUCCUAUAUGUUAUUUUGUUGUUUUGAAUCUUUCUAAUUAUG
Messenger RNA from Solea senegalensis (Senegalese sole), 772 nucleotides. RefSeq names its product receptor-transporting protein 3-like. The record is from RefSeq and is a predicted model, not a curated record. The coding region runs from base 70 to 606 and encodes 178 amino acids. Gene Ontology annotation, molecular function: olfactory receptor binding. The transcript is spliced from 3 exons. Gene Ontology annotation, biological process: protein targeting to membrane; protein insertion into membrane. Lineage: Eukaryota; Metazoa; Chordata; Actinopteri; Pleuronectiformes; Soleidae.